AUGUCAGACGAUGAUUUCGGUGAUGAUUCAUUCCUCGUCGACGACUCAUUCCUACGUGAGGUAGAUCACAUCACAGCCUCAGCAUCAACUUCGGAACAGAGCAAACCCAGAACCUUGAACAAUGGACUCACCAGAUCAGUAUCCCUCUCGAAUCCUCGUCAAGCGGCGGCUCUUUCAACAUCAAAGGGUUGGACAGGUAUUCAAAGAAGUACUUCCGGACCUACCUCAAAGCCGUUACACAAAGUCAACAGUACACCUAUCAUACCUUCCAGCUUGAAUCAGAAUCUCUCCCCAGGCAAAUCGACUGCACCGUUGAAAAGGAAGCUACCGAUUCAACCUUCUUCAGACGAUUAUGAUAUCAUACCUCUCGAACCUGAAUCCUUAGCUGCGUUGGAUUCUCUUACCGCUCAUCGUCCACAACCUCAACCCCAAUCAUCAGCAUCUACAUCUCAUUCCCGAACAAGCGUAACUUCUGCACCUGCCCUACCUUCUUCUAGGGUUGGUCUUGGUCGUAUGAACGGUACGACCAACAACAACCCUACGAGCUUUGGUCGGACGAACAGUAAUCCUUCUGGUUCUGGUCGUGCCAACACCAUUAGUCAUGGCAACAGCUCAACUUCAUUUGGACGAACGAAUAGUAAUGGGUUCUUGCAGACGCAUUUGAAUUUCAGAAGAGAAAAGCAAGGAACCAAAGGGAAAGUAUGGGAUAGGACAGAGUUCGCAGAAACUGGCAGGAGGAUCAGUACUGAGAAAGGCAAAAAUAAGACCAACAACCACAAAGGCAAGGGAAAGAGGAAAUCAAGAGAUUGGGAAGAUGACGAGGAUGACGAAGGAGAUUUGGAGGAUGAGGAUGAUUGGAGUAGUGCUUUGGCUCCGUUACCAAAAUCUUUGGUAGAUAUGAACGCUUCAUACGAACCACAGCGGCAUCUACCCAAUUCAGCCACCAUCGGUACCUACAUCUAUCCCACUAAUCGUUCGAAGAGAGAAUAUCAGUAUGAAAUUAUCAGAGCAUGUUUUAGAGAUAAUUGUCUUGUCGCUUUACCAACAGGUUUAGGUAAAACUUUCGUAGCUGGUGUUGUCAUGUUGAACUUCUAUCGAUGGUUCCCAACUGGAAAGAUUGUGUUUCUUGCACCUACCAAACCAUUAGUCAAUCAGCAGAUCGAAGCUUGUCAAUUGUCCUGUGGGAUACCAAGUCAAGAUGCAGCUGUGAUGACGGGCUCGAGUGUUAGUCAGAAAGAAAGGGCUCGAUUGUGGGAAGAUAGAAGAGUGUUCUACUGUACACCUCAGACGCUAGAUAAUGACUUGAAGAAAGGCUCGGUAGAUCCGAGAGAUAUUGUGUUAGCCGUAUUCGAUGAAGCGCACAAAGCCUCUGGAGGAUAUGCAUACACCACCAUCUUAGCUUAUAUAACAGCCCAUCAUCCCUAUUUCCGAGUCUUGGCUCUCACGGCUACACCUGGAGCAGAUGUACCCAGAGUUCAAUCGGUAGUUGACGCGUUGCAUAUCUCAAGAAUAGAGAUUAGAGAAGCUGAAGCGCCUGAAAUUAGAAAGUAUAUGAACGAAAAGAGAACGGAGAAGCAUGUUGUACCUAUGGGAGAUGUGAUAGAAAAUUUUAGAGAUCGGUGGGCAGCAUUGAUGAGACCCAAUGUAGCCAAAUUGGUAGACAAAGAUAUCCUCACGGAGAGAGAUUUAGAUUGUAAACGAUUGCGACCUUUUCGACUGACCGCCAAACGUAUGGAAAUUGGUAGGGACAGAAAUUCGGGCCUGAAAUGGGCUUUUGGAAGUUUGUCAGCUUUGGAAAAGAUGGCAAGAGCGAUGGGUCAUCUUCUCGAAUUUUCACUAGGAAUGUUUCAUACUACCCUCGUUGAGAUCGCAGGAGGAACCGAUGCCGCUGGGAAGAAAAGUAAUAACAGAGGGUCGGCAAAUUCAAUAAGGAACAAUACCGAAUUUCAGAAGUUACUUCGAGAUGUCGAGGUGGAGAUGAACAUGAUCAGGAUUGGAAAAGAUGGCAGGACAAAAGCUGAUAAACAUCCAAAGAUGCAGAAGACGUUGGAGCUGCUUCUAGCCCAUUUCACCCAAGCCGAGGAAGAAGAGAAAACUCUCGGUCAGAAAAACGAUACGAGAGCUAUGGUGUUUUGUUCUUUCAGGGAAUGUGUAUUGGAUAUCGUUGAUAUGCUCAAUCAACAUUCGGGUCUACUCAGAGCAACGAAAUUUGUCGGUCAGUCUCAAGGCAAACAAGAGGAAGACAAAGGAUUCAAUCAGAAGGAGCAGAAAAAGACGAUCAACGAGUUCAAGGACGGAAAGUAUAAUAUCCUUGUCUCCACUUCCAUCGGUGAAGAAGGUUUGGAUAUCGGCGAAGUGGACUUUGUAGUCAUUUAUGAUAUGCCAAAACAGAGUAUAAAGCUGCUGCAACGAAUUGGAAGAACCGGCCGAAAACGAGACGGUAAAGUACACGUACUCAUGUCGGAGAACAGGGAAGAUACAAAUUGGGAGACCGCUCAGCAAACUCAUCGAGAUAUCCAAGAAGAGAUCUUACAUUCGAGGAAUCUAGAACUUUUCGAAGAUGUAGAACCUCUGUUACCUGAUGGGAAAUUUCCUGAGUGUAUCGAACAAGAAAUGGAGAUUGAUCCUUGGGAUCCUGACGAUAAGAAAUUUCAAAAAACUUUAGCUGAAGCCGAAAGAUUGGUCAGAAGAGAAAAGGCCAAAAGAGAUAAAGCUCUUUCGAGUGAAAGCAAGGCUGCCAAGGGUCAGGGGAAGGGAAAGGGGAGGGGACAUGAAGUACCCGAUGGUGCCGAGGGAUUUAAGAGUGUAGCGGAUCUACUUAGAGAUGCGGGUAAACUAUCUUCUGUCAAGAAGACAAAGGGCAGACAGGUUGAAUAUGAUUCAGAGGGAGAGGAGGACGAAGAGGAUACUUCGACGAAGAAAAGGCAAAACCCCAAGAAGAGAGGCAGACCCUCACCAGUUCAAUCGGAGUCUGAAAACAGCGAGGAACAAGAUCUUGAUUCGCUGUUCGCUCAGACCGGAUCUAAGAAGGUAAGCUUAGGAUGCAAACCAAAAAAGAAGGUCACGAAACGAUCUAGGAAAGCUGCUGAGGAGGAAAGCAAUAAAUUCAUAUCUUCCAUCAAGAAUAAGGGUGCUUCUUUAGCGGAUAUCGACCUCAAUGCUGAUUCCGCCGCGGAGUCAGCAUCCGAAUCCGAGAUUAUACCGAAGACGCAUAGUCAAUUGUCCAAGUCGAAAUCGAUCAAAAGGAAGAAAGAGGAGAAAGAAGAAAUCGAUAGAAGGGCUGAACAAGCUGAAAAAGAUAAAUCCGCUUUGGAUUUCUUUAAUACAGUUGGACCGAUUAGGAGGGGUAUGACUAGAUCGCCUACACUGACUAGCCCCACUCCACCUUCCUCGCCUCCCCCUCAACCACAACCUCAUAACCCGAUAUCGCCCGUGAAUCACGUACUGUCUUCUCCGGAAGUUACCAAGCACCCUGUGUUAGGAGGUCAGAAACUCACACCUCGUACAGCAGCAGCGGUCGGGUUCAGUCAAAUUGCUCCCGUAGAUUUGUGGGACGCUGACCUUGAUAUGGACCUAGAUGAAGACUUGAUCUCACCGGUACUUCGUAAGACACCCCAAAGUGGAAGUAUGUUACCUCCGCCGCUCCCAUCGACCGUAUCAAAGCAUACCAGCUCGCCUCUAUAUAUCAAUUACAAUGGGGUAGGAGGUUCAAGUACGCCUCUCCCGCUCACACAGCCAGUCAGGAGACUAGGAUUGGGUAGACCAAGACCAAAAACCAAUAAUGUCGUGUUAUCGUCAGGAUCAAAAGAUUCGCCAAUUGCCAAGGCGGCUGUAGGGAGAAGGAUGAUUCAAAGUAGCGAGCCUGAUUCACCGGUCGUAAGUGGACGGCAGGUCGUGUUGGAAAGCAGUUCGCCGGUGGUUGAACGUCGAAGGGAAAGAAGGGCAAGGGAUACUGGAAGGGACAAGAAGAAGAAGAAGAACAAUAAAGGUCCAAUUGGAGAUUAUAUGGAUAUGGACGCCGUUCUCUCGGGCUCUGAUUCAGGCGACAGUUCUGAACAUUCCGAUUCGUCCGUCGCUUCAUCGUCAGAUUUGAAGUUCGCCGGUAACUUCCAACCUACUCAGGCACCAAGGGGAUACAACCAACAGGCCAUCUACCUCGCUGGACUAGGUACCCAAGCUAGAGGACAUGGAUUGAAUUUCAAAAGGGAUCUUGGAGAUGCGAACAAAGAUUUCUUGGCGAAAGCUAGAAAAGCAGUGUAUAUCACUGAUGAUGAGGAUGACGAGGAGGAAGGCUUGAGAUUACGUGGAAGUCGAGGAACAACAAGAGGAAGAAGAGAGCAGGCAAGUAGUGAGAAUGAAUAUGAGCUAGGAAGUUUCGUGGUUGAUGAUGAUGGUGAUGAAGAAUUAUAA
Messenger RNA from Kwoniella botswanensis, 4410 nucleotides. RefSeq lists its product as uncharacterized. Gene Ontology annotation, molecular function: four-way junction DNA binding; ATP binding; 3'-5' DNA helicase activity. Bases 1 to 4410 code for a protein of 1469 amino acids. Gene Ontology annotation, biological process: interstrand cross-link repair; double-strand break repair via synthesis-dependent strand annealing. NCBI's taxonomy places the organism in Eukaryota, Fungi, Basidiomycota, Tremellomycetes, Tremellales, Cryptococcaceae. The record is from RefSeq and is a predicted model, not a curated record. The transcript is spliced from 13 exons.